Messenger RNA from Argentina anserina (silverweed cinquefoil), 801 nucleotides. RefSeq lists its product as uncharacterized. The coding region runs from base 184 to 684 and encodes 166 amino acids. Gene Ontology annotation, molecular function: iron ion binding. The record is from RefSeq and is a predicted model, not a curated record. Lineage: Eukaryota; Viridiplantae; Streptophyta; Magnoliopsida; Rosales; Rosaceae. The transcript is spliced from 4 exons.
GACUCCAGAGGCUGCUGAAGUGUGCGACUUGUGGGGAGGCCACGCACCCAAUGAUAGACUCACAAUCCAAACAUACCUUUUUUUGGUUCUCUUCUCUUAUCUUCUCAUAUCUUCCUCUCAGUCAUUCCUAGUAGGUUCCUAGUACGACUAUUGUUCACACUCACAUUUUCUGCAAACAAGAAGAUGGCCCUGCAACUGCAGGCACCCUCUACCAGAACCCAUCUAGCUUCACCAUCCCCAUUAGCUCCGAGAGGCAAUGCCGUCCUACGGCAACCUUUGGAUCGGUUUUCUUUAAGAUCCUCAUUCUUCUCUUCAUCAGUUAGUCUGUUGCUUCCUCCUCAGCAGAAGCCCCUUGCCAAAACUGCACCAAAGUUUUCCAUGAGAGUUGCCUCCAAGGAAGCCUAUAUUUGUCGUGAUUGCGGGUAUAUAUACAAUGAGAGAACUCCUUUUGCAAAGUUACCUGACAAGUACUACUGCCCUGUUUGUGGUGCUCCCAAGAGGAGGUUUAGGGUAUACCAGCCUCCUGUGACCAAAGAUGCCAACAGCAAAGAUGUUCGAAAGCAACGAAAAGCACAGUUGCAGAGAGACGAAGCGAUUGGAAAGGCUCUACCUAUUGCUAUUGCAGUUGGAGCUGUGGCACUUGCUGGAUUAUACUUCUACUUGAACAGCAGCAUUCAGGGAUAGAUAAUACCAUAGUUGCAGCUAUGUAUCUCAAUUGUCAAAUGGAUUGGACACAAUGUUUUGUAUAAUUUCAUCGAACUGGUAGACCAUUUUUUUUAGUUCAGUUUAGUUCUUUUCACA